Molecule: messenger RNA, 566 nt
Organism: Racocetra persica
Lineage: Eukaryota; Fungi; Glomeromycota; Glomeromycetes; Diversisporales; Gigasporaceae
Source: the annotation of a GenBank genome assembly
UCCACCAGUUAAUCCAUUCUACUAAUCUGGAUGAUAUGACACCUGUUUCAACAAUCAACGAAAUGCCAGCUUCAUCUCAAUCUCCUUCAACACCACCAUCAAUUCCAAGUCAAAUAAAUGCAACGCCUGCUUCAAUUCGAGAAUAUAGCGCUGCAAUGAGACAACAUGUGAUUAAUCAAGUUUCUUCAAAUAUCAAUGGAACACAACCAUUUAGUUACGAACCAAAUUCCUCUCCAGCCUCUGAAAGUUCAGCUACAAGUUAUAUGUCGAUUAAUGAUCCUACAAUGAAACCAGAUCAUGAAUUAUUUAUGGAUUCUCACAUUCCGGAAGUUUCAUCAUUUAUGUUUAAUGAUAGUGAAAAUAACCCAUUUUUGUCGCUUCCAAUUUCUCUCGAUUGGACUAAUUUGUAUGAAUGGUCGGAUGUGAUGGGAUUACAACAGACAAAUAUGAAUAAUAUGAAUGGUCUGAAUGAUCCGAAUAAUCAUAAUGUAAUUUCAAAUCAUAUGGAUCAUUUUGCAAAUAAUGUUAUGGGAAUAUCAACAGCAAAUACACAGGAAACUCUUUAA